This is a messenger RNA of Clupea harengus (Atlantic herring), 3437 nucleotides long. RefSeq names its product amyloid beta precursor protein binding family B member 1 interacting protein (gene apbb1ip). The record is from RefSeq and is a predicted model, not a curated record. NCBI's taxonomy places the organism in Eukaryota, Metazoa, Chordata, Actinopteri, Clupeiformes, Clupeidae. Gene Ontology annotation, cellular component: plasma membrane; cytosol. Gene Ontology annotation, biological process: signal transduction.
AGGCUACAGGUAUAAAUAGUGUGCAGUGUGCAUAAAUGUGUGAAAUGCCCCUCCCAUCUCAGACUGACAGCUCAUAGCUAAAAGUACCACUCAGAUGUGAAAAGAUGGAAAAGAAGAGUUUUCCUGAUAGAAAAACUACCAGGAAACUAAACUAAAUCUCCGUCUUGUGUCGAGUCAAUGCAGGGCACAUGGAGAGGGCUGUCACCAUUGAAGAGAGAGCCCUGCAUGGAAUGUGUUGUGCAGGUCUGGACCUGUACUUCCGCAUGAAGCAGGAAGCAAAGUAACUGUCAGUGACUCAGAUGCACUGUGGCAACAUGCACCCCUCCUUACGUGUGUUUAAGGGUGCUGUGCUGCUUUAUUAACAGAAAAAAGGAAAACAAUUGAAGAUAACAUCGCACGAUUGUGAAGCCAAAUUGUUUUUGAGUCUUUCAACGCUGAUUUUGAGGGUACAUCAACAUAAAGAUGGAUGACAUAGACGCCAUGUUUAGUGAGAUGCUGGGGGAGAUGGACCUCCUUACGCAGAGCCUCGGGGUUGAAACACUGCCUCCAGAGUCUCCCCCCAGCACCGCCAUGGAAACGAACUUCGGUUCCGUCGGCUUUACAGAUGCAUCUCUGCAUGAGCUGGAGGAUAAUGACCUAGACGCUCUAAUGGCUGACCUGGUGGCCGACCUGAAUGCCACUGAGGAGAAGAUGGCCUCUGAGAGGGGCAUGUCCAAAAGCUCCACUUUGCCAACCCCGACCGUGAACGACUUCAGCUUCCCCUCCCCCACUGCAGCCCCUGCCUUCACACCCACCUCCACCUCCACCUCCACCUCCACAUCACCAGUGGAGCCCGCCGCCUCCACCUCACCCCUUCCACCCCCCCAGAACUCCAAGCCAUCGAAGGAGGAAAUUGAAGCCCAGUUGAAAGCAGACAAAAUCAAACUAGCGCUGGAGAAGUUGAAAGAAGCCAAAGUGAAGAAGCUGGUGGUGAGGGUGGAGAUGAGCAAUGGCAGCUCGAAGACACUGAUGGUGGAUGAGAGACAGACGGUCAGAGACGUGCUGGAUAACCUGUUUGAGAAAACCCACUGUGACUGCAACAUCGACUGGUGCCUAUGUGAAACCAGCCCAGACCUGCAGACCGAGAGGGGCCUGGAGGACCACGAGCACAUGGUGGAGCCGCUGUCGGCCUGGACGCGUGACAGCGAGAACAAAGUGCUGUUUCAGCAGAGGGAGGACAAAUACGCCAUCUUCAAAGACCCUCAGAAUUUUUAUAUCUGGAAGAAGGAUAGGAAUACGCUCAAGGACAUGAAAGAAAAGGAGAAAGAGAUGCUGUUGGAGGAGAACUUCUGCGGGACCUCCAUCAUCGUGCCGGACCUUGAGGGGCUCCUCCAUUUGAAGGAGGAUGGGAAGCGGUCCUGGAAGCCUCGCUACUUCCUGCUGAGGGCGUCUGGAAUGUAUUUCGUGCCCAAAGGGAAAACCAAGACGUCCCGUGACCUGGUGUGUCUGGUGCAGUUUGAUAACGUGAACGUGUACCAUGGCAAAGAUUACAAGAACAAGUACAAGGCCCCCACUGAUCACUGCUUCCUCCUCAAGCACCCACAGAUCCAAAAGGAAUCCCAGUACAUUAAGUACCUGUGCUGUGAUGAUGAGUGGACUAUGACACUUUGGGUGACAGGAAUCCGCAUUGCAAAGUAUGGAAUGACACUUUAUGAGAACUACAAAACUGCAGUCAAGAAAACCUCUUCGUCAGCAUCAUGGACAGACAUCGUCACCUCCAACGCAUCUACCCCAUCACCAACUCCCAAAGCUAAAGCAGCCAAUGGUCAUGCUCCCAAGCCUGCUCAAGAGUCAGCUCCUACGGCUCCCAGCAACCAGUCAGCUUUUCCACCACCUCCACCUCCAGUAGGCAUCCUGCCUCCACCUCCUCCAGACCCAGGGCUGCCCCCUCCUCCACCUGCCUCCAUGUUGGCCAAAGGCUCUCUACCGCCACCACCACCUUUCAGCAUGGGUGGAAGCUUCCCUCCGCCCCCCAUGGAUGACCUACCACCCCCUCCGCCACUAGACGACGAUGAGGUAGAGAUGCCCCCAGACUUCAUGCCGCCGCCACCCCCUCCAGUCAUGGGCUUCCCCACUCCACCCCUUCCAGCCAGGGGCUUCCCCUCUCCAACUUCUGGUGGUAGGCCACCCCCUCCAGCCAGGGGCUUCCCCUCUCCAACUCCUGGUGGUAGGCCACCCCCUCCAGCCAGGGGCUUCCCCUCUCCAACUCCUGGUGGUAGGCCACUGCCUCCGUCACCCUCAGGCCGCAUUCUCCCCCCCCAACCUUCACCUGUGUCCCUGGCCACCGGCUCUCCUGAGGGCUCUUUGCCCCCUCCGCCGCCACCACCUCCUCCUCCUCCUCCACCCGCGGUGAUGGCCCCCAGCCCUAUGGUCAGGAAAGCCGGGCCGCCCCCACCCAAGAGGACUACGCCUGUCUCUGCAGCGCCCUCUGGUGGUGAUUUUAUGAAUGAACUUAUGGUGGCCAUGCAGAAGAAACGUACUCCGCAGUAGUGCCAGUCCUCUUUUCCCCAUUUUCAUCUUUAAAUAGGACUUCUCAUACCUACAUCGCUUCAGUAACUAUUGGGUUAGUUUAGUCAUGGACAUCCUGGGACAUAAGGGGCUGCUUGGCUUGGCUUGUUCUAACACAGUAGCACAAGAAGAAGGGAAACUGUAAACACAUUGAGUCUUACAGUAAAGGACUCUUGGGUUCUAAAUGCCCUCCUUUUUCAACUGAUUCUACAAAUCAACUUCUGCCUGGACAAUUGCAAUGACGUAUUACUGAUACUGAGCAAGGGUUACUGAUAAUGAGCAAAUCCUUUUCAGGGUUCUUCUUUGGAAAUGGCUGAAGAGCCUUUUUUUCUUGAGUAAUACAUAAGUCACCAGUAAGGCUAACGUGCUUAGCUAAACCCAACAAGCUCUAGUGCUCCUGUAAAUCUGGAACCCCAGGGGACUUUAGGUGUGUUCUGCUCUGGUUGACAAUAGUUUGUAUUAUACAACAAUGAAAUAAUAACCAAUUGUGGGAUUGUAUAUACUAUUUUUCCAACUGUGCAUAUUACUACUGAUGGGAAAUUACCACAUCUGUGUUUUACAUAAGGCGCUUUUCCACUGCAGAAACUCGGGGCACUUCCCAGGUGGCGCGAAGGUUUACAGGAACGCCCCCCUAAUCGGCCCUUUCAGCCUUUCUGUUUCCACGGCGAUGUAGGGUCCACUACACGUGACAUGUCAGUUCCGAGAACUACAAAAUAACAAUAUACGUUUCCAGCACCAACAGUAGACUGCUAAAGCAGAGAGGGUUACCCCAACGUCGUGUCAACAGUUACAUUUUGCAAGAAAGCUGUUAACACUGGAGUGCCCUCCAGAAUUGUUGGCACCCUUAGUGAAUAUGAGCAAACCAGGCUAUGAAAAAAUGUCUUUGCUGU